Molecule: messenger RNA, 954 nt
Organism: Entrophospora sp. SA101
Lineage: Eukaryota; Fungi; Glomeromycota; Glomeromycetes; Entrophosporales; Entrophosporaceae
Source: the annotation of a GenBank genome assembly
AUGUCUGAAAAUUACUUUUACCUCAAUCGCAAUCAACCAAACCGUGUAUUAUAUUUCAAAGAAUGGCUCCCCAGUAUUUAUCUACCAAGUGUUAAAAUUUUGAGAAGAAAUAACGUUAAUGUUGCAGAAACCCAAUAUCGCCAAGAGAUUCAAGACGCUAUAACCACUUGUGGCGAGGUCCAUUCAAAUAGCAAACAAAAGCUAGAAACAAUCUUAACACAGUUUAACUCCAUGUCCAAGAGAGCUAAGAUAGAAAAUGGUUGCUCAGAUACUAUCAUGCUUGCAUAUACUGAAGUUAUCCGCCAUUUGGAACGGUUGGAUUUGGCAUCGAUUAGACCAGAAGCUCCUCUAGCAUCCGGUGUUAUUGAUCUUUCGGGUAAUUUGGGACCCGAUUUCGAUCCAGUAUUCAUGGGACCAAUCGCUUUCCCACAUGGGGAGAUGACCGUUGAAACCAGACGUAUACUGAUGACGGUUUUUGACUUAUUAGAAGGAUUGAUGGAACGGAUGGAAGCUACGAAUUCGGGGAAGAAGCCGGAUCUGCAGGUUUUGCUAAAGCUUGAUAUGGUAGAAAGUGAACUCGUACUUGCUGAAGUUUCACGAUUACUCCCUCAACAAAACGAUACCACCGACACGGCUAGAUCGCUAAAUAUCGAGCUAGGGAAAGUUCCCGUUUUAGGUAUCCAAAUCUGUGAGUUGGUUAUACCAUUACGUAUUUCCUCUCGCCAGAUCGUCGAAGAAUUUUUAAAGAAUGCUCUUAAAUUGAGAUCCGUGGUUGAAAAAAUUAUCGCAAUGGCGGUGGGUGUGAAAGAUGAAAUUAAUCUUUUGCCAGUAAUCGAAGAUCGGACACCAUCAUCAUCAAUGAUGUCGACUACAUAUUCUCCACCAAGAAGUUGUUAUGUGAUUCGGAUAAAUUUACUAGAGUAUCAUAUUUCUAUCCCGUAUUUUAUCGUAUGA